Messenger RNA from Haliotis rufescens (red abalone), 5100 nucleotides. Its product is annotated as transcription termination factor 2-like. NCBI's taxonomy places the organism in Eukaryota, Metazoa, Mollusca, Gastropoda, Lepetellida, Haliotidae. The record is from RefSeq and is a predicted model, not a curated record. The transcript has 25 exons. Gene Ontology annotation, molecular function: ATP-dependent chromatin remodeler activity; zinc ion binding; ATP binding. Bases 114 to 3638 code for a protein of 1174 amino acids.
GCAAAUGACACACCAGGAAGUAAUUGAAUUUUGAGUUCGUUUCCUGGACCGCGUCAUUUGAGUUGACAAAUGCCUCAAGACCGAAACAAGUUACUUUGAAACUGACCCAAACAAUGGAACUCAUAUCUUGUCCAAAACACAGUAAGCCAUGUUCUCUGAAGACCGGCACCAAACCAGGCCCCAACAAAGGCAAGAGCUUCUACCUUUGCAUGGAUAACUCCGACGGACAAUGUGACUUUGUGCAACAAACAUCUCUGCCGCCCAAGUGCUGUCCGAACCACGCGGGGGAGUUUGUGGAGCUGCAGAGGGUGGUGGUGGGGAAACAGUCGGCGGAGAAGAGGUGUUACUACCGGUGUGCAGAUGGGAGAAGCAACAAGACCUGGUGUGGGUGCUUCAACUUCACAACUCAGAGUAACGCAGCCCUGAAGGAUUACAACUAUCAAGACAGAGACAAAUCUGCAGAGAAGGAAGGUGACGGAUCAAGUAAACGUACAGAGACAUCAACCAAUAGCAAGACAUCAACAUCAAACAGCAGCCUAGCAGACACGGACAAGGAAGCCAGUGUACUCAAUUGUCUUGAGAAAAAUAGUGAGAGGACUUCAAGAAAUGAGUCAUCUUCAAAAUCCGAUGAAGGAGCGGAAUCUGGGAGCAGAAAACAUUCAAAAUCAGAUGGAAAGCUUCAAGGUGACGUCAAGCAGAAAGAAGCAGACGUCAAAGAGAAAGGAACAGACGUCAAAGAGAAAGGAACAGACGUCAAAGAGAAAGGAGCAGACGUCAAAGAGAAAGGAGCAGACAUCAAAGAGAAAGGAGCAGACGUCAAAGAGAAAGGAGCAGACGUCAAAGAGAAAGGAGCAGACGUCAAGGAGAAAGGAGCAAAAGUCAAGCAGAAGGAAGAUGAGAACAAGGAAAAACGGGGAGAGAAUCGGGACAAAGUUGAGCCUGAGGUGGUGGUUCUUGACAGCAGUGAUGAUGAUGAUGACUUGCCAAGCUUCCACAGUCUGGCAAAAAGGACGCCUAAAAGUAAGGCGAUGUCAGUUGAGGGCAACUCCAGCUUCACAUCAUACAGAGACCGAGAGGUGGAGGGUUCACAUCAGUCAGGACAGACAAAGUCUACAGGUCCUACAGCUGAAGUUACCAAGGAACAGUCCCCUGUGGACUCUCUUAGUAAUGAAGUCAAGAAAAUGGGUUUGGGACAAGGGGAAGACAACCCUUUCUUAGACCUCACUUUGGAACAAGCCAUCUCUCGGAAGAGAGACUUACUUCAAGCCCUCCAUAAAAACAAGGAAAUCGCUCGUAGAGUGAAACUGUCCAAUCUUCCUGAUGGUGGCGUUAAACUGACGCAGGUGAUAGAGACCCUCAGCACCAGUGUCAGACAGCUGGAUGAGAGGAUCGCUAAAGGAAUCAUUCCGUCGGUGGAUGUAGACAAAGGGCCUCGAGUUGUACCCCCAGUUACCCAGGUUACGACAGUUCCGACUGGACAGGCAAAUGGGCAACAAGUGAUCAAGGUGAUGCCAGAUGGUUCCAAGGUCGUAAUGACGUCUCAAGGGAGUACUGGACCACGUCAGACAUCUCUCCUACAACACGCAGUACAGAUUCCAGCCCACGUGCUGCAGCAGAUGUAUGCAACGAACCCCCAGGCCAUGCAGCUGUACGGGGGCAGGAUGACCGGGGCAAGACUCCGGGAGGUCUCCUCCAUCACAAAGGAGGCUCUGGAGAAACUGCACAAGCAGCUGGAGUCGUGUCCCUCAGAGAGUGAGGAACUGGAGGACCCCCGGGGUCUGACCGUCCCCCUCAUGAUCCACCAGAGACAGGCCCUAGCUUGGUUGUCAUGGCGAGAGAAACAAACACCGUGUGGAGGAAUUCUGGCCGAUGAUAUGGGACUUGGGAAGACGUUGACGAUGAUCUCCUAUAUUGUGAAACAGCGGGAGAUGCUGGAGACUGGCACGGAUGAGGAGAAGUCAGCCUGGCUGAACAGGGACAAGGAACUGGAGAAGUUGGAUGCAUCGGUCGUGCCAUCACGGGCAACUCUUGUGGUGUGUCCAGCGUCCCUCAUCUAUCAAUGGCAGAAGGAGAUUGAGAAGCGAACACGACCAGGACUUCUGAGAGUUGAAGUCUACCAUGGUGCUAACAGGGAGAGAAAUAUACUCAAGCUUGCAAAGAACAACAUUGUCCUGACCACCUACAACAUCGUCAGCAAGGAAGUGGGCGUCGUCAAAGGGGAGAGUGCAGAUGAACCCGUCACAGAUGAUAAAAAGGAUUCAGAGGAAAAGACAGGCCCACAGCCGAUGAUGUUGAGGAUCGGAUGGGAGAGAAUCAUUUUAGACGAGGGUCACAACAUCAAGAAUCACAAGAGUCUGACCGCCAUGUCCGUGUCGAAGCUUCGAGCCAACUUCCGCUGGGCUCUCACUGGAACCCCCAUACAGAACGACCUGCUGGAUAUGUACUCUCUGCUCAGAUUUCUGCGAUGUUCGCCAUUCGAUGAGUACAAGGUGUGGAAGAAGCACGUGGACACGGGGAAAUCCCAAGGGACGACCAAACUGAACACCAUUGUCAGGUCGCUGCUGCUGCGACGCACCAAGAACCAGACUGGGAAAGAAGGGAAACCUUUAGUGAAUCUACCAACGAAGUCAGUAGAAACUUCUGAGGUCCAGCUGACACCGGAGGAGAGAAAGAUAUAUGACAAAGUCUUUGCCCAGACAAAAUCGACUGUGCAGGACUAUGUCAAACGUCACGAGGAGAAGGAGAUGGGGAUACAUCAAGGUACCUCCGAGUCUUCGUCAUCGUCCAACCCCUUCAGGGACAGCAGUUCACAGAGUGGGAGGGGAGGGGCGUGGACCUCCCAUGGGGCAGGGUUUGACAACGUCCCUCAGCCACAAGGAAAGAAGGCUGGAGCGAGCGAGCUGUUGGUCCUCCUCUUGCGACUUCGUCAGUGCUGCUGCCAUCUCAGCCUCAUGAGGGAUCACAUUGAGCAGGAGACGAUGGAGAAUGAGGGCAUUGAGUUGACGUUGGAGGAGCAGAUGAAGGGGAUGAUGUUGGAGGAGAUGUCAGCAGGGGAGGACGGGGCCAAGGCGGGGUCGUCGCCCUUGUUUGAGAAGUCCGCUUCAAGCACGAAGUUGAAAGAAUUAAUGUCGACGCUGCAAACAAUUAGGAAAGAAAGCAAACCAGGAUCUGUUAUAAAGAGUGUGGUUGUGUCCCAGUGGACGAAGAUGCUGGACAUCGUCGCCGUGCACCUGCGGAGGGUCAACAUCACCUACAACGUGAUACAGGGCAGCAUCCCCGCCAAGAAGAGGAUCGACAUGGUGGAAGAUUUCAACACAAACCCAAAAGGGGCAGAGGUGAUGUUGGUGUCGCUGAAGGCCGGCGGUGUUGGCCUCAACCUCAUCGGUGGGAGUCACCUGUUCCUGUUAGAUAACCACUGGAACCCCGCUCUGGAGGAACAGGCUUGCGACAGAAUCUACCGUGUUGGUCAGAAGAGGGAUGUCGUUAUACACAGGUUCCUGUGUAAGGACACGAUAGAGGAGAAGAUCCUGGAGCUGCAGAAGAGGAAGCUCUCUCUAGCCAAGAAUGUUCUUUCAGGAUCUGGUGCUAGCAGCCAGAAGCUGACACUAGCCGAUCUACGACAGAUGUUUAAUGUUUAACCAUACCAUGUAGAUAGUAUAUAGGAACUUGUCAUCCAAUACUGGAAUCUUGCUAAAAGACUCAUUUACUUGCUGUGGGAGAAAGGUACAAAGGCCACUGUUAAGUAGUAGACAGGAUGAGUUGUGUUUGAAAAGAAGGAAUGAGAAGCUCAGAGGUAAAGAACACAUGUCCAGGGUGAAGUCGCUUUUCAUUGUGAACUUGUCUUUGAUUUCUGUUGGGCUAAAAAAAAGAAUAGUCCUGGUUCUCAGGCACCACCCACAUCAUCAUGAAGUCUGCCACACAUUUCGUUUUUAUUUCCAUUUUCAAUAAAAAUAUAAAAUCCUAAUACUAAAAAAAAAUGUUAUCCCAUAUAGCACGCAGUUACCUUUACAUGUGCAAUGCUUUACUGCACAUCUCGUGUUAUGGUCAUGGCGGCAGUAGGAGUUUGUAUGCUUGUUUAUAUAGGGAGGCUCUUUCUCACAAUUGUUUAUUUGGUUACAUACUAGUUUGAACAAGCAAAAAAAACCCAGCCCGCCCACAUUUUCUUUUCUUAUGUCAUUGCCUGAGAACCAAUUCUUUUAUUUUUUUAAGCGUUUCAAAGGCAUACCUUCAUAAAACAUCAGCUACUUUUCUGUGUUUCCUCAAAGGGAUCUUACAGGUACAUCUAUCAUAUGUGGGAGUUACGAUCAUCUGACUGGGAAGAGGCUUUGUGGAACAUGCUCAUGUCCUAUUUGUUUUGAUGGUAUCUUAGGUAGCGUGCGCUACCUUAAUUUGAAUAUAUCUGUGGUAUUUAUUUUUCUGUUGAAUGAUAUUUGCAAGUGCUACCGUUUAGUGCUAUGUCCUGCAGGUCAGUGUGACCCAGCUGUAACAUUGCUGACUGCAGAUCAGUGUGACCCAGCUGUAACAUUGCUGCCUGCAGGUCAGUGUGACCCAGCUGUAACAUUGCUGCCUGCAGGUCAGUGUGACCCAGCUGUAACAUUGCUGCCUGCAGAUCAGUGUGACCCAGCUGUAACAUUGCUGCCUGCAGGUCAGUGUGACCCAGCUGUAACAUUGCUGACUACAGGUCAGUGUGACUCAGCUGUAACAUUGCUGCCUGCAGGUCAGUGUGACCCAGCUGUAACAUUGCUGCCUGCAGGUCAGUGUGGCCCAGCUGUAAUAUUGCUGACUUCAGGUCAUUGUGACCCAGCUGUAACAUUGCUGCCUGCAGGUCAGUGUGGCCCAGCUGUAAUAUUGCUGACUUCAGGUCAUUGUGACCCAGCUGUAACAUUGCUGCCUGCAGGUCAUUGUGAUAUACUUGUUGCCAUGAUACAGCUGUAACAUUCUUGAUACAUUGUUACAUUUACCUCCUCACCCUGGAAAUAUCCAGAAACUGAAGUGCAAGACUUUAUGUUCCAGUCAGCUGGACUUGACUCUACGUCAUUUUAAUGGCAUACUUUUGUUAUCCUAUUUAUUCGCUAUGUAUAGAUAAAUAUUUCAAACAUG